AUGGGUUUCUUUCCUGACUACAUAACCCAUGGGAAUAGCCUCGGAGGCUGGAUUCAGUAUCAGGUCUCCAAACUGAAUGAAAACCUCACUGGCCCAUAUAUUCAAACUUCGGGCAGCAGCGAUACUCUGGCAUUUACUUUGUUAAGAUACCUACCCAGUCUUGCUGGCCUGAUAUUGGCCUGGUUCCUGGCCAGCUGCGUCUGGUACCGCUACAUUUCGCCCAUCUCUGACAUCCCUGGACCUUUUUUGGCCUCAUUCUCAAGACUAUGGCUCAUCCAGGCAUUGCGUCGAGGGAGGGCGCCACGCGAUUUCCUCGAGCUCCACGAAAAAUACGGCCCCUUUGUGCGUAUAUCACCGUGGGAAGUCAGUGUCUGUCAUGCAGAGGUGGUCAAGAAGCUGUACCUUCAGCCAUUGCGAAAAGGCACGUUUUACGAGUUCGCCACCUACCCAGACUGGCGCUUCCAAAACCCCAUGUCUGAGCCGGACCCAAAGCGAAAGGCAGAGCGCUCCAAGAUAUUCGCUGCUGGAUUUGCGCAAAGUAGCCUCCUCCGUUCUGAGGAUGUCAUCUCGGACACGAUUUCCCAACUGCUUGACUACCUGGACCGCUAUGCUCAGCGCAAGGAGCCUAUGGACCUAGACAGAUUCUUUACGUACACGGCUUUUGACAUCGUAGGCGAGAUGCUCUGCAGUAAGCCGUUCGGAUUCCUGAAGGAAGGCAGAGACGUGAACAACGCGAUCGCCACGAAUUUCUACUUUCAGGAGCUGGUUACUUGGGCCUCUCACCUCCGCGAGCUGCACUACAUCGCCGUCAACCCCAUCAUGACCUGGCUGAGCCUGACUCCUGCCUCUUGGCUAGGCGAGACCGCGUUCGUAGCUGUGAAGGAUCGUAUGGCGAGGCCAGUUGAGAACUUCGACAUGCUUAGCCACUGGUUGAAAUACAUGGACGAGAAUCCCGGCAAGGUCUCCACUCGCGAGAUCAUGUCGCAGGCUACGAAUAUCACGGCCGCUGGGUCGGACACGACGUCGUCUUUACUGCAGGCUAUUUUCUACCACUUCCUCAAGAACCCGGCGACGCUCGAGAAGGCUAGGGCAGAAGUCGAUCAGAUCCAGAACACCGACCGCGUCUUGCCGUUUUCUGAAUUGUGGGAGCUUCCAUACCUUCAAGCCUGCAUCAAGGAGGCGCUCCGUAUCCACACCCCGAUCCCCAUGCCGCUACCGCGUCUGGCUCCCAAGGGAGGAAUCGAGAUAGGUGGGCGCUGGUUCCCCGAGGACAUCACUCUUUCCGUUUCCCCGUGGGUCCUGCACCACUCGCGUGAACUCUGGGGCGACGAUGUGGACGAGUUCAAGCCCGAGCGCUGGCUGGGUGACGGUGCGGCUCGGCUUGAGAGGUGCUUCAUGCCCUUCGGUGUUGGUUUCAUGGCGUGUCCCGGACAGCAUCUCGCUCGUAUUGAGGCAUUGAAGGUCACGGCUACGAUAAUCCGUGACUACGACCUGCAGCUCGUCCAUCCGGAGAAGGACUGGCAAUGUAAAAUGUUGUUUGCCCAGGUUCCUCAUAGUUGGCCUGUCUAUAUCAAAAAGAGGACCACGUCCUAG
Molecule: messenger RNA, 1593 nt
Organism: Diaporthe batatas
Lineage: Eukaryota; Fungi; Ascomycota; Sordariomycetes; Diaporthales; Diaporthaceae
Exons: 2
Coding region: 1-1593 (530 amino acids)
Molecular function (GO): oxidoreductase activity, acting on paired donors, with incorporation or reduction of molecular oxygen; iron ion binding; heme binding
Source: RefSeq, a predicted model, not a curated record